AGACAUACACGGUGCUGUGACAAUAUAAAUAACAAGAGUUAGAGUUCAGACUCAUUCUGCUCUAAACAUUCAAUCAAAGUACUAACAUUCAGUAAACAAAAUGGCUUCAGUUCUAGCAGCGCUUUGUGUCUUCGGAUGUCUUGUGUCGAGCCUGCGGGGUCAGUACUUGCCGCUAAACGCGCAGCAGUACGGCGUGGGUGCGUGGGGCGUGCGGGGUGUGGACGCGGGAUGCGGCUGCGGCGCACUGUUGACGGAUAACGCCGCAAGCGCGUUAGCCGCGGCGGACGGCGGCGGCUUCGCUGUUGUGAGCUCGUCUCCCACGCCACCUCACGGCGUGUCGGUGGUGUCGGACAAUGAGUACUCCGGUAUUGUGGCAGUAGUGGGCCAGUUGCCAUUCCUCGGCACUACAUACCUGGAGGGCGCGGUGCCGUCUACUGGGGCCGGCGCCGUCGCUUACGGCUGUGGGUAUGGAGACGUUGCUAUUCUCAGCGAGGACUUUGCAGGCGCGGCCGCCAGCUUGCGCUACGCUAGUGAUCGCAUCGCACCUAGAGCCUUCGGCGAAACGCGCGGAUGCGGCUGCGGCACUUUAUUUUAAAUAUUUACAACAAAUGUGAUCUA
Molecule: messenger RNA, 618 nt
Organism: Papilio machaon (common yellow swallowtail)
Lineage: Eukaryota; Metazoa; Arthropoda; Insecta; Lepidoptera; Papilionidae
Product: chorion class B protein PC10-like
Exons: 2
Coding region: 101-595 (164 amino acids)
Biological process (GO): chorion-containing eggshell formation; multicellular organism development
Cellular component (GO): egg chorion
Molecular function (GO): structural constituent of egg chorion
Source: RefSeq, a predicted model, not a curated record